Messenger RNA from Anthostomella pinea, 213 nucleotides. Lineage: Eukaryota; Fungi; Ascomycota; Sordariomycetes; Xylariales; Xylariaceae. The record is from the annotation of a GenBank genome assembly.
AUGAAUGAGCUCAUCAAGCUCCCAAGCUUCAUGGUUUUCAGGGUCCAGCAAGCUCGGGCGACCGGUUCGCGCCGGCGUUUGGGGUCGGUUCCUGCAUUGGCGGCCUUCGACGGCGCCGCUACGGGAGAAGCUAAUAACCGCUUCCGAAGUUCCGCGCAGCACCCGAAAGCCCGGGCGAGAGCUUACAGCAGAGGCCAGUGUUACAGGUUGUGA